GCAGAAUUUGCGUCGGCACUCGCUGGCAAUUGUACAAUACAGGAUUUUAACGAACCUGUUGAUUAAAGAGAUCCGCGGGAUGGUAUUAUUCUAGGAGGAAGCAUAGCUGAGAGCGGUAGCAUUUUAUUAUCGAUGCAGAACGCUUACAAUCAACGCUGAUUUCUGCGCCUUGCCUGGCACUCAAUGAUGAAGAAUCUGGACAAACAGAGAGAAAAUACAACAGAAACUAAGAUAUCAGAAACUCGAUCGGGAAAAAUCGACACGGUUAUAUCCGAAGACCGAAUCGGGAAUUACUUCUAUCGUGUUUUAAAUACGCAACCGACAGGCUUGAAGAAAUCCGUGAUGGAAAAUCGUGAUAUGGAGAAACAGUUAAUGGAGAGUAUUGACCAAUUGGAUACCGAACGCAGUCGAAUUAUGAUGAAGUUUGAUAAGGAGCGAGAGGCGAUUCGCGCAAGGUUGAAGGACAUGGCCAUUGGAUCAAAUAGCAAACGUAAUGACAGUAUGAGCGCACCUACAGCGGCAGAUAAACCUGAUGGAUAUGAAGAUACUUCAAUUGAGGAUAUUAACAUCCUAUCGUUGAAAGAUACCAAGGAUGACACGCGGUUAUCAGCUCUUAGACAAAAACUUAAAAGUAAGCAGGCGAAGUCACUGGAAAACCUCUACGUACAGAGAGAGGACUCUGGUAUUGCUCCACUAAUUUUAAACAGGCAUAAAAGUCUAGAAAGUUUAAUGUCAAGUACAUCACAUGAUAAACUACCAUUCCAGAGAGGAAACCAGAUUCCAUUAAAGUUUUCUCCCAGGAAUAGACAGACUCAAAAAGGAGGAAAACUACCUCCAAUUAUGAAAAUGAAUCUUCGGGGAAGCUUCGACCAAUUGGAUUCCAUUAUUGAAUCGGAUGAUGAGAUAGACGUUCCGCGUCGGAGGGCCAUCAGUUUUGGUGCGGUCGAGGGCGGAAUUAAGCGACCACGACGCCGUCUUAUCAUUCCUGAUAUUAUAGUACAGGACUUCGAGGCUCUCGCUCCAGAUGACGAAAAAUCAAGAAGUUUGGACGACGUUCAAAUCUUACCCAAAACCAAUAUUCACAGAAUGGGUACGAAUAAAAUCAAUAUGACAUCUUCGACUUGGCAAAAUGAAAAAGACGACAAUGCAACAAGUACCACCUCGCCGACGUUCAAUAGAAACAGUUCAACUCCCACUCUGCCUCCAAUUAAUGCGAAUUCUGCUAUGGCUGAAAAUGAAUCGAAACGUUCACAUAACACGCAGUUUUCAAAUGAUGAUACAAUAAAAAUGCCACCCUGAGGAAAUCCAGCAAUAUAUCAGGCGUUUGUCUACUUAAAAUUGCUCCCUUGUGAAUCCUCAGACAAAGGCGACGAUUACCCUUUACACGUGGGAGAAUAACUUCAUAUCCACGGAUUGUGAGUUAUUGCUCAGUCGAGAGACAUUCUUCAAACAGUACAUGAUAUGUUGCUUUGUGAAGAUAUGAUGUUAUGCCAGCUGAACGGAAAUGGAUAACGAUUUAUGGACCGUGAUCGAAGAUGGCCGAAGAUUAAAUCUAACCCUUCAAGGAAUUUGAUUGGUUAGGGUUAGAUAUUCGGCCUUCUCCGUA
Owenia fusiformis is the source of this 1606-nucleotide messenger RNA. The record is from the annotation of a GenBank genome assembly. NCBI's taxonomy places the organism in Eukaryota, Metazoa, Annelida, Polychaeta, Sabellida, Oweniidae.